AGGGUUCUCAACUCCUUGAACCCAAAUCGUAGACGGAUCUGUGUCGGCGUAUAUAUUUCUUAAUCUCUGCGAAAUUUGGCAGCCUGCAAAUUAAAGCCACCGGCUGAAUUGGAAACUCAAGAGAAAGAGACGAAGUAGGAAUUUACAGUUGAAGAAAGAUCGAUGUCGAUAAUACUUCCUCAAGCGCUACUCUCUGAAAUACUUUCCCGACUGCCGGUGAAGUCUUUAUUGCGCUUCCGGUGCGUUUCCAAGGCAUGGUUGGCCCUAAUCAAAGACCCAACUUUCAUCAACAUCCAUCUCCACAACACCAGAGAACGCAAUCUCAUUGUGCAGACACGGAACGUUGAUCAGAAUGAUCAGCUGCUUAAUCUCAAAUACUACUCGGUACCUGUAAACUUCUCGGAGGAUCGGCCGGUGGAGGUAUUGCCGCCAUUCUAUCGUCCUGAAUAUUCAUUAUCUUUCUACAAAAUCAUUGGCUGUUGCAAUGGCUUGGUUUGCUUCCGCACUUAUGAUAAAGAGAAAAUUGUGAUUUGGAACCCAUCAAUCAGAAAAUACAAGAAAUUACCCUUUGAGCCAGUUAAAUUUGGGUACCCUAUAGAAAAUUUUGCAUUCGGGUAUGACUCUGUCAACAACGAUUAUAAGGUUUUAAAGAUUAUGGAAUUAUGUGAAGUUAAUGUAUAUAGUCUGAAAGCACAUUCUUGGAGACGAGUAGAAGACAAAUGGCCUUACAAGGACUCGAGUGUUUUUGGUAAGCCGAUUUAUUUUAACGGUACUUUGCUUUGGUUGGUUAGGAAUGUGACAAACCGGAUCCGCCUUCUCGCAUUCCAUCUCACCACCGAGAAAUUCGAAGAGCAAACUCUUCCGGUUCAACCCCGGGCGAUUAAAACUUUGGAGGUUUUGGAGGGAUCGAUAUGUGUUUCCGCAUAUAGACCGGACGCCCAAUGCAUUGAGUUUUGGAUAAUGAAGGAGACUAGUUGGAGUCAGCUUUGUACUUUGCCUGUUCCUCUGAAUUUGCGAUACAACAAGCGUCUGAUGGAGAUGGGGAUAGGGAUACAGUGGCGAGUAGUGUGCUCAACCGACGACGGCGAAAAGGUUCUGAUGGAGAUGGAUAACAACAAUAAUGUGAAUUUCUUUUGGUAUGAUAUAAAGAAGAAGACAUACAGUAAUGCCCUCGCACAUAUUGGCGACAAGACUUGGCUAGGGACUUGUGUCGGAAGCCUCUUUCUCCUCGAUGGUGAUAGUGUUUGAUUGACCAAUUCAAUGCAUAGCCUUGUGUUACACUUUGUGUUUUCUUUUGAUUGGAUGUUUAGGAUCCAUUGAAGCAUCCUUAAUUUUGUUGGCGCAUGGUUUUAUGUUUUAAUGGGUCGUUGUUGUCAUUAAAUUUUUAAUAUAUAUUUUUCAUGUGGUUGGUGUU
This is a messenger RNA of Corylus avellana, 1414 nucleotides long. Its product is annotated as F-box/kelch-repeat protein At3g06240. Gene Ontology annotation, molecular function: protein binding. The record is from RefSeq and is a predicted model, not a curated record. Lineage: Eukaryota; Viridiplantae; Streptophyta; Magnoliopsida; Fagales; Betulaceae.